Drosophila rhopaloa is the source of this 883-nucleotide messenger RNA. Its product is annotated as bifunctional lysine-specific demethylase and histidyl-hydroxylase NO66. The coding region runs from base 72 to 815 and encodes 247 amino acids. NCBI's taxonomy places the organism in Eukaryota, Metazoa, Arthropoda, Insecta, Diptera, Drosophilidae. The transcript has a single exon. The record is from RefSeq and is a predicted model, not a curated record.
CCUAGUUUUUUGAUAGCAAACCAAAAAAUUUCCUGUGCAACCACCAAAUUUUAGUAACAAAAAGAAUCGCAAUGUCCAAACAGCUAUCGAGUUUCAAGAGGUCUAGCAAUAAGGCAAAUUACUUCACACCUGCAAGCAUGGUUGACUUGGCCAAUCAGCUUUUCGAUAAGACCAAACAACUGAGCAUGUCGAUUAAGGAUCAGCGCAAAUUGCUGCAGGAAUAUCUGAGUGCCAAAAUCGAGGGCAGCGAUGAAAGUGAAGUGGACAGUGGUACUGAUUCUGAUAGCGAUAGCGAAUCCGAGGAGGAUUCUUAUUCCGAAUCCGAGGAUGACUCCGACUCCUUGUCCGAUGAAGAAACGGAGGAGAGCAGCGAUGAAUCUGAAUUGGAAUCUAUUGAUGAUGAGAAGAACUCCAAAACUUCCUCCCCAGCAUCUAUUAAAAAACGUGAAAAACUUGCUGCCAGGGAACUGGAGCUUUCCAUUCACCUAAACAGCAAACUUGAAACUUCUGUGGCUCCUUCCAAAUACUCAGCAGAACCUCAAUCUCGCAUCCAGCGUCGCAUUACAAUGGCCGGAGGAUUGGUACCUUCUCCCAUUCGCAAAUCCCAGACUUUCGACAAGGAAAGUGAACAGAAACCCAAAUCAGAAGAAGUCAAGUCCUGUCAAAUAGCCAACAAUGUGAAAGCCCCUUUACGUCCAGAAGACCAGAAACCCCAAAGGAAUCCCAGUGUCAAUUGCUUAAUCAAGUCCAAAGUCAGUGAUUUCUCUAAAGAAUUUAGACAAACGACAAUUAGGCUUGCUGAUCCCAGAAUUUAAUUUUGUAUAUUUUUUUAACUAAAUCAUUUUAUAAUUUGUAAUAUCCUUUUAUAAUUUAUGGCUUUGGA